UUGGUCCGAUUGUAUAUUUGUACUCGGAAAAGCACUUUCUCUGCACUUCUUCUUCUCAAUUCUCCAUGAAAGCUCUUAUUUCUGUUCAGCUCCCUCUGUAACUACCGGGAAAGAUCACACUAUAUCCCAAUUGUACGUCGCCGUUCUGUUCUUAUUCUUCAUAUCACACAGUUAUAGGAAAUGCACUCCUGCAUUGUGGAAAAGAAAAUCAAGAAUUAAGAAAGUUUAAUUGUAUGUGAGAAAUGGGAAGGCUGUUUGUGAUCACUCUUGAGGAAAACAUGUAUAGCUGCAAGCACUGCAGAACCCAUCUCGCUCUUGUCGACGACGUAAUCUCUAAGUCUUUUUACUCCAGCUAUGGGAAGGCUUAUCUUUUCGAUAAAGUCGUGAAUGUCACACUUGGAGAGAAAGAAGAGCGGAUCAUGAUAACAGGAUUGCAUACCGUUGCCGACAUAUUUUGUGUUUCUUGUGGAUCAAAUGUGGGAUGGAAAUAUGAGGCGGCGCAUGAGAAAUCCCAGAAGUACAAGGAAGGAAAGUGCAUCCUUGAGAGAUUCCAGAUUCUCGGUCCUGAUGGAAGCAACUAGUCAAUUGCUCUCGAAGCUCAGAUUGGCGGAUGAUGAGGCUUGAUUUCCCAUCCAUUCAGGAAACUGCACUAUUAGUUUCAAUGUAAAUUCUUUGCAAUCUAUUUUCUUUGUUGAGUAGGCUUUUGCUAAUUGAUUAGAACAUGGUCAUUAUUGAAGACCAAUACAUUUGCUAAUCAAGUUCUUCAAAAAAAGUAUUAGCGUA
This is a messenger RNA of Pyrus x bretschneideri (Chinese white pear), 783 nucleotides long. RefSeq names its product protein yippee-like. The record is from RefSeq and is a predicted model, not a curated record. Gene Ontology annotation, cellular component: ubiquitin ligase complex. NCBI's taxonomy places the organism in Eukaryota, Viridiplantae, Streptophyta, Magnoliopsida, Rosales, Rosaceae. Bases 243 to 581 code for a protein of 112 amino acids. The transcript has 6 exons.